GCUCCAUAGCAUAAAGCGAUAAAAUUUUAAUCAUCAUUAACUGAGUACCCAAUCGAUGGAUAUAAGACAAUUUAACUACACAAACCUUUUCUAAUUCGUUCUCCUAAAAUUCAAAAGAUUCGGCUGUUUAUAUUUUACACUAUGAUACUCGGGUACUCUUAAAUUUUCCUCCAGGUUGUAAUUUUUUUUAAUAAACUGACCAAACUUGUUGGUUAAAAAUGCUUCAUGUAUUUCUGCUAAGCUUAGCUACAGGUGUAGGAGCUAAAAUGACACCCUUUAUUGUGGGGGGCGGCGAAGCGUCCAUCAAAGACUGGCAGUUCAUCGUCUUCCUGCAGAUUGAUCGAUACAUAUUCUCUGUGUCGUGUGGAGGAUCUCUUCUGAGCUCUCAAACCGUGUUGACUGCCGCCCACUGUCUGGAUGACUAUACCGAAAAAAAGAAAGCUGAAUAUUACGUCAUAACAGCGUUCAUGGGUCACUCCUUGCACGAGAAAGCAACCAUGAAGCGAAGAGGUUUGGACUAUGAGACACACAAGAGAUAUUCAAUGGAUGCGCCGUACCCAUUCAAUGAUAUCGGGAUCUUGUUCCUCACGAAACCGAUGACGUUUGGACGGAAUAUUAAGAAGAUCAUUCUGCAGCCUAGCUUUAGUCCAAAGGUUGAUAAGAGAUUUGCCGUGGCUGGCUGGGGUGCUACAAUAUAUACUGAUGACGAUGAGAAUAUAGUUACUAGCAAAAGGCUAAAAUCGGUUAUGUUCAAGUCAAAAAUGAGUGAAAAUUGUACAAUUGGGCGUGGAUUUGUCUGUACUCGCCUUUCCAAAGAGUAUCCAUUCACUGGGGAUUCUGGUGGUCCUAUGAUAAAUGCGAAGACUGGUCUCCAACUUGGUAUAGUUUCAUUUCGUGAUAGUAGAACAAGUUGGAUAUUUUUUACAAGUGUACCACACUAUUGGAAUUGGAUUAAGGAGACGCAACUCAAAUUGUACAAGAAAUACUGCAAUAAAGGAAAGUAGUACCUAUUACACCU
Molecule: messenger RNA, 1018 nt
Organism: Leguminivora glycinivorella
Lineage: Eukaryota; Metazoa; Arthropoda; Insecta; Lepidoptera; Tortricidae
Product: chymotrypsin BII-like
Exons: 4
Coding region: 219-1004 (261 amino acids)
Biological process (GO): proteolysis
Molecular function (GO): serine-type endopeptidase activity
Source: RefSeq, a predicted model, not a curated record